UUAUAGUAUUAUCAAGAAGCCGAUGGACUUGAGCACUAUCAAAAAACGUCUGGAACAUAACUACUACACAAAAGCUGCAGAGUGCAUUGAGGACUUCAAAACUAUGUUUUUGAAUUGCUACAUAUAUAACAAGCCAGGUGAUGAUGUUGUGUUUAUGGCCCAAGAACUGGAAAAAGUGUUUACACAAAAAAUAGCCCAAAUGCCAGCAGAAGAAAGACUAGUGAUUCUCAACCAAGGAAAGAGGAAAAGAAAGAAGCUGGAAGAACUACAGCAGCCCGACCCUGGAACUUCAAAUGAACAAAGCACAAUGCAGAUACAAGAUAAGAGUAGUGAACAGCCUUCAGCAACGACUCAAGAGCUACAGCAAGUUGCACUAGCACCUUUGCCUGCAGCUCAGCUGGCUGCUGUAAUGCCAGCUGCAGUCCCUAUAACAAAAGCAAAAAAAGGUGUGAGAAGGAAGGCUGACACUACAACUCCUAGUGCUUCCACAUUCACAGCAAGCAGUGAGUCUUCUGAAACAUUGAAUGAAAGAAAAGCUGCUAAAUCAUGCAGGGGUGAAAAUGAAUGUCUGAUACCAGGCAAGAUUCUGAAAACACAUUUGCCAGAUUCUCAACAGUCACCUGAAAUUCCAAAGUUUCAGUUGUCAAAACAACUAAAGCAUUGUAAUGAAAUACUUAAAGAAAUGCUGUCAAAGAAACAGGCAGCCUAUGUGUGGCCUUCCUUAAAAUCUGCAGAUGGAUCUUUCUCACCUGGGGAGAACCAGAGGAUCACUAAAUAUCCUGCAGACUUGGGAACUAUCAAAAAGAAAAUGGAUAAUUUUGAAUAUAGUGAUAUACAAGAAUUUGCUACAGAUGUCAGAGUAAUGUUCACGAGUUGCUACAAACACCAUUGUCCAGAUCAUGAGAUAGUUGCUAAGGCAAGAAAACUUCAGGACUUUUUUGAGAUGCACUUUGCCAAAAUUCCUCAGGAACCUGUUGUAACUGUUCGUCUGCCACAGCCUGCUAGAAAAAUUACAGACGCUUAUUCCAGUGAGAGCAGUAGCGAUGACUCCUCAGAAGAAAAAUCAUCUGAAGACUCUGAACAGGAGAGAACAGUGCACCUUGCAAAGCUUCAGAAGCAACUUAAAGCUGUUCACCAGCAGUUGCAGGCUUUGACAAGAACAUUCUUACCUAGACUGAAAAAGCAAAAAGGGAAGGCUAAAAGAAAGAAAAAUAAAGGCAAGGGAAAAGCCCAAGUAAAAAGCAUGAUUCAGAAGAAGAAAAACUUAAAACAGAAGAAGAAAUCCAAGAAAGAUCUGUCUUUAAACACUCAGUCAAAGAAAAGCAUGCAGCAAGUCUUGUUACCACCUAAGUCAGAUGAUGAAGAUGGUGCCAAGCCUAUGAAUUAUGAUGAAAAACGACAGUUGAGUUUGGACAUAAAUAAACUCCCUGGAGAUAAGCUUGCAAAAGUAGUCCAUAUAAUACAGUCAGGAGAACCUUCACUGAGGAACUCUGACCCUGAUGAGAUGGAAAUAGACUUUGAGACUUUAAAGUCUUCAACCCUUAGAGAGCUACAGAAAUAUGUGGCAACCUGUUUGAGGAAGAGACCAAGAAAGCAGCAGGCUGAAAAAGGAAAGACAAAAGAACAACGGAACUCUGAGAGGAAACAUGAGCUAGAGAAGAGACUACUGGAUGUCAAUGAUCAACUAAACCCAAAGAAGGAGAACUUCAAGUGUGAAAACAACACUAAGUCCAGUGCUGGACCAAGCAGACUGAGCGACAGCAGCAGCAGUUCCUUGGACUCUGUCAGCAGCACUAGCAGUGGUUCUAACUCCUCGGACAGCAGCGACUCUGAAUUGGUUACAGAAACCUCCUCAACACAGACUGGAGCCAGGCAGGACUAUCCAACUUCUGCAAAAAAGCCUAAGAGAACACCACUGUCUUUACAGAGGACAUCCUGCAAUACUGUUCUGCAAGCACAGCCCUUAUCCACUAGCAGCUUGCAAAAUCAUGGAUCAGCUGAACUGCAGCAGUCAUCUCUCAGUACACUGCAAACCCUGCAGCCUUUGCAGAACAGAUCAAUUAAAUCAUCAGAACUAAAUGCCCAGUCUCUAACAGGUAUAAUCUCAGCUGAGUCUGCUCAGCAUGAUGCUCCAGACCAGCAAACUCCUCAGAAUACUCCAAGGAGAGAUCAAUCUUCUGUCACUUGGGACACACAUGCUCCUCCAGAGGUGUCCAAUGAAACUUUCCAAGUUGAUGGUGCUGAUUGGAGGAAGCAAGCUGAGAAAGCAAUACAGAUAGACGAAUCAAAUGAACUUCAAAACCAGGCCAAUGAGACAACUGCUGAUUCAAUACCCAUAAGUCAAGAACAAAGGACAGUUGUGUGGACAGUCAUAGAGGAAGCCCUGUAGUAGACUCUGCCUCUGAGUACACUUGAACUUCAGCAUUAUCUUGCAUAGUAGAGCCUUUAACAUCAUUCCGUGAAUGUAAUUAUCUGCCUUCAUCCAGAAUAUAGUGGUGUUUGUGCCUGUGAUAUGUGACCCAGCUGUGCUCAGUGUUACUUUAGCCUUUCCACUGAACUGCUGCAGAAAACUGGAAAGGUAUAUGUAGGAGAAUACAGGAUUUUAGUUUGAGGGGGUGUUUAAACAACAGCAACAAACUUUGCUAAUCUGGAAUCCUUGUAGGACUCAACUAGUGAUAGUGUAGAGUGUGCUCAGGGUUAUAUGCCUCUAGUUAGACAAGGGAAGUUCAUUUUAGAACUGGAUGCUUAGAGCAACUUGUAGCCUUUUGUAAAGAAUUUCAGUGUCUUGAGUAUAUCUUUGAGGUUACCUACAUCUCUGAAACAAGUAUUUGACUUCAGACUUGUGAUGUCUCUGAUAGUAAGGAUGCGGGCUUGAUGUAUCACUGAGUUUAGUGGUGGUUUGUUAAGAAGCUUCAUUUUUGAAAGCAGGAACCAAUAGAUUCUCUUCAGUUUAAAAAGCAGUGCCUCAGAGGUUCUGUGAAGGCUGGUAUUGCUGUAAGCAGCUCUAAAAAUGCAUGCUUCAAAGUCCAUGGCUGCAAACACUUUUGUCACAGCCUCAUACGCCUAUUUUAUCUAGAGCUUGAAGACAGACAUGGCCAUAAACUUAAAUCCAUCUUGAGUUUGAUCAACCUCUACCUUGAGACAAACAUAUCUUAACAAUGGAGUUGGGCAUUGUUUGUUAUGUGAGUUUCUUGCUUUAUUUUUAAGUGUGCAGUGCCUGAGGUUGUCAGGUUUCUUUAUAAAAAUUCAAGGUGUCUCUAUGAGGACAAAGAACGAAUGAAAGAUCCCUUGUUUUAAGGAUGCCUUAAUAUACUAAUUCUCUGCUCUGGAGGAAGACAAUAACAGCAUUUGAUCUAGAUAGGCUGCUUAACUGGAAUCCACAAGAAUGAAGAUAUCAGGAUUUGGAAUUCUCUUCAGUAGUAACUGAGACUUCAAGGUCUUUCUUCCUACUCCAUGUAUAGUAAAAGCUCUCCUGCUUACUCGUGAUUACACAAUCUUAGAGGCCUGGAGACCUGUGUCAUUCAUAUCUGGUUCUAAAAUAGUGUCUCUUUUAGAGCACACCAAAAGCUUGUUAAAAGGGAACACAACAAAAUAAUACACAAGAUAAAAAACCCUCCAUCCUAUAAU
Pogoniulus pusillus (Red-fronted tinkerbird) is the source of this 3627-nucleotide messenger RNA. RefSeq names its product bromodomain testis associated (gene BRDT). The coding region runs from base 23 to 2389 and encodes 788 amino acids. The record is from RefSeq and is a predicted model, not a curated record. NCBI's taxonomy places the organism in Eukaryota, Metazoa, Chordata, Aves, Piciformes, Lybiidae. Gene Ontology annotation, biological process: regulation of DNA-templated transcription; chromatin remodeling. The transcript has 15 exons. Gene Ontology annotation, cellular component: nucleus; chromatin.